Malassezia pachydermatis is the source of this 972-nucleotide messenger RNA. RefSeq lists its product as hypothetical. The record is from RefSeq and is a predicted model, not a curated record. The coding region runs from base 1 to 972 and encodes 323 amino acids. The transcript has 3 exons. NCBI's taxonomy places the organism in Eukaryota, Fungi, Basidiomycota, Malasseziomycetes, Malasseziales, Malasseziaceae.
AUGCAUCCAGAAAACGACCCCAUCUUCUCUUCGUACAUCUUAGCCACGGUGGCUGAUUGGCAAGAACUGUUUUGGAGCAAGCAUGUGCACCCUGUCUAUAUUCCCGUGGCCCUCCUAUCUCUUGUCCAUGCUAUUCGUAUAAGCCAUGCCACUCGAUCCAUUAGCGGUGGACUGCAAGGUCAGUUGAGCUUAUUUCAGAGUAUGGUGCUGAACAUGAUCGUGUUAUUUGGGUCCUCUACAUUGCUAGCCAUCCUGCUGGGCCUACCAGUGCCGUUCCUGAUUGCGCCGUAUGCCAUUGCCUUGUACUCGACCGUGCAUGUCAUCAUGACGCUAAGUGGGCUUGGAGAUCUACUGUUACGACUGCACAAGUCACCGGCGCUCGCACUCCCGGUGGAUCUCCUGCUCGCCGCUAUUGACGCCGUAUGCCGUUCUGAGGGCGUGGUCAAUGUCGGCUUAGCGCAAGUCCAGCGGCAUCCGAACCCUGUAGUGGCGCAUUCCUUACUCGUACAGCUUGUUGCUGGCGCUCUUAUUUCUGGCGGCUUACCUCUUCUCAUUGCCACCUUCCAACUUCAUUCUCCGCACGGCCACUGGCAGCUUCAAACGCCGGCAUGGCUUCGCCGCGUUGACUUGCUGCUGUUCCUGCCAGAUCUAUGGGGUGGCGUGGCUGUGGCAUUUGUCCACAUUGUGCUGCGUGGUGGAAAUAUAGAGGCGCGGUUCCCGUGGCUUCCGCCUGCGGCGCCUGUCCUUGCGCAAUGGCUCUCCUAUCCUAGCCAUGUGAAUGUGCACAAAGUAAAGAACGCGCAAUACCUUUCCCUCCGCGAGACCAAGGCGGUCGGCGCUGCGGUGCUCUUUGUGUUCCUGGCCGUGCCUGUACUGUACCGGCAUCUCUCGCUGCGUGCGAUUCAGCCUGUUACAAUGACCCAAACGCCGACGAAGAAAAAUUCUACUCGAUCUAAGAAGAAGCUACCAUAG